AUGCCCGAAACUAAAGAAAUAAAUAAUCUUAACGUUAAUAAUAUUUUAGAAAUAUAUACGGACCUGUAUGUAAAUAUCCACAGACGUUGUUCGAUUACAAAAGAAAGAAAUUUUGAACAUGUAAGAGUUCAGAAUAAAAUUUUCCUAGCUAUAGUAAAAAAGUUCAAAUAG
Vairimorpha ceranae is the source of this 171-nucleotide messenger RNA. RefSeq lists its product as hypothetical. NCBI's taxonomy places the organism in Eukaryota, Fungi, Microsporidia, Nosematidae. The record is from RefSeq and is a predicted model, not a curated record. The coding region runs from base 1 to 171 and encodes 56 amino acids. The transcript has a single exon.